Athalia rosae (coleseed sawfly) is the source of this 1999-nucleotide messenger RNA. It is a transcript of the gene Mkk4, whose product is annotated as dual specificity mitogen-activated protein kinase kinase 4. Bases 97 to 1437 code for a protein of 446 amino acids. Gene Ontology annotation, biological process: MAPK cascade; protein phosphorylation. NCBI's taxonomy places the organism in Eukaryota, Metazoa, Arthropoda, Insecta, Hymenoptera, Athaliidae. Gene Ontology annotation, molecular function: JUN kinase kinase activity; ATP binding. The record is from RefSeq and is a predicted model, not a curated record. The transcript has 9 exons.
GAUUCAUAAGUUCCCAUGGAAAGGUCUCCUAAGUUAAAAGGAGAGCCUUGACAAGUGGUUUUGUGUACAGAAACGGGACAUUUAAAAAACUUCAAAAUGGCAGAAAAUCAAGGAAAUUCUUCACAUCAAAUAAGCCAAGGGGCUGGACGAAACUUCUUUCAACGAUUGGAUUUCUUAUCCAAUAGCGAUAUUCAGAAUGAAUUGUCAGCAGAGAAGAGGCAAACAUUGAAGAUUAAUCUGGGAUCUGGUAGUCUGUCUUUCUCAAAUUCCACAAACUCGACCCACUCUAUUUCCACUAGUAUGUCAGCAUGCCAGCCAUUGCCGUCGUCUCGUCCUAGCUUGCCUCUACCCCUGCCAAAAUUGCCAAUCAGGCCUCGGCCGGCAGCACAGCAAGAAUUUCUCCCAGAUAAAGCUAGUAAACCUGGGCAAAUGAGGUAUUAUUCCAGGGAAAAAUUGCGGAUGUGUCAAUCCAUGCAGAGCACGGGAAAGCUCCAAUUAUCUCCUGAUACAAUAUACGACUUCACCAGCGAGGAUUUACAAGACUUGGGAGAAAUUGGGCGCGGAGGUUUUGGUACUGUAAAUAAGAUGAUACAUAGGAUAAGCAAUACAGUCAUGGCUGUGAAGAGGAUUCGCUCCACGGUAGAUGAAAGAGAACAGAAGCAACUUUUAAUGGAUUUAGAAGUUGUCAUGAAAUCCAAUGAGUGUCCCUGCAUCGUGCAAUUCUAUGGAGCUUUAUUUAAAGAGGGAGACUGUUGGAUUUGCAUGGAAUUAAUGGACACGUCUCUAGACAAAUUCUACAAGUUUAUAUACGAGAGAUUAAAUGAAAGGAUACCCGAAAGUAUCCUGGGAAAAAUAACAGUAGCUACAGUAAAGGCAUUGAAUUAUCUCAAGGAGAAGCUCAAAAUUAUCCAUCGUGAUGUAAAACCUAGCAAUAUAUUGCUGGACCGCCGUGGCAACAUCAAACUUUGUGACUUUGGCAUUUCUGGACAGUUAGUGGAUUCUAUUGCCCGAACACGAGAUGCUGGUUGCAGGCCCUACAUGGCUCCCGAAAGGAUAGAUCCUCAACGUGCAAGGGGUUACGACGUCAGAAGCGAUGUUUGGUCGUUGGGUAUAACGCUGAUGGAAGUUGCCACUGGGUUUUUUCCAUAUCCCAAAUGGAAUUCUGUAUUCGAACAGCUCUAUCAGGUUGUGCAGGGAGAUCCUCCGCGCCUUUCUCCCAACGAGAAUGGGAAUCGUUUCACUAUGGAUUUUGUGAAUUUUGUGAACACAUGUUUGAUUAAGGAAGAAACCCAGCGUCCGAAGUACAACAAGUUACUCGAGCAUCCGUUCAUAAGGAAAGGCGAAGAGGCAACGAUAGACGUAGCUGCAUAUGUCAGCGGAGUCUUAGACAGUAUGACCAAUAACGGGGUGACACCGUUCACCACUAACCAGCCUUAAAAGAUCUGCAUUCCAUGGUCCUUUGUAAUAAUAAUGUAGGUAAUUAAACUAUGUUCUGCUUGGAAUACAGUUUUACGCAAGGGCCCCAUACCCUCCCCCGAACCCCGUUAUAGAGGACUUUCACACCGAGAUACUCCAUAGAGAGUAGAAGGUACACGAUAUUCAAUUUAUCAAUUAGAACAGGAAGAAAAAAUAAAUAAAUAAAUAAGGAAAAUAAGAAGUAAAGGAGAAACUCAGAUAUUGUAAUAGCAUAAUUUCCUAUCAGACACCAGAGUUGCUGCAUGGCUGGCGCCCAUACCUCCUCAAUAAAUAUUAGAUAUCAUCUCCAGAACGAUCCGUAGUUCUUGUAAUAUUGAAAUUAAUCUUCAAAUUGUUGUGAAUUGUAUAUAUUGUUUAAUGUUUUAAUUCCAUGUUUUAUAUGCAUAUGACUUGGAAAUAGUUCGCCAAAACAGUACAAAGUACCUAAUUGCUCGUUCUGGCGAUUUUAUUAGGACAAGCUUAUACCAACGUUAAAAUACUGUACUGUAAGAUUGAUGAAUAAUAAGUAAUAGCAAACCGUAAA